AUGACAGUUCAAUAUAAGGGUGCAGAUAUACCCGUAGAAUUGAGUUCUACUUCAAAUACAUUAAAUUUUAUUCAAGAGCAUAUCAUUCCUGACUUAUUACGAGAUGACCCUACGUUACAGGAGAAGAUAAUAUUCAAUAAGAUUUCGAAAAAUAGUAGUAUUGAGAAGGUAGUAGAUAGACUAUGUCAAAAGGAUUCGGAAAAUCAUUUUAUUUGUAUAUAUUCAUAUGGACCACAUUUACAGAAGUUACUGAGCAUUGUUGAGAUAUUCAAGAAAGUUAAAACAGAGAAGGAUAAUGUCAAAAUCAAUCAAUGGACUAAAAUGGCAAUGUUUAAGACUGUAGAGGAAGGUAGAAAUGAAUUGUUGGAGAAGAAAACUAUAGUACCUAUAUUGAUCACAUUUAUAACUGUUUCUGCCUCGUUAACAUCACCUGUAUUUGAAAACGACCAAAACAUGUUUACAAACCAAUAA
Molecule: messenger RNA, 471 nt
Organism: Maudiozyma barnettii
Lineage: Eukaryota; Fungi; Ascomycota; Saccharomycetes; Saccharomycetales; Saccharomycetaceae
Gene: POP6
Product: ribonuclease P/MRP protein subunit POP6
Exons: 1
Coding region: 1-471 (156 amino acids)
Molecular function (GO): nucleic acid binding
Source: RefSeq, a predicted model, not a curated record